AUGCUAGCUUCCGAUUUGCUACUCUUGGUGGCAUGUUUGUUAGUGGAGUUUUGUGCCAGCCAAUAUUUUGGUUGUGGCCAACGUGCAAAUCGGGUGAAACGAGUAAUCGGCGGGAGCCCGAGCAAAAUCACGGACUGGCCAUGGGUUGCGACAAUAUUGGCUGAUGGCAAAGGUGACUUUAGUUCUAAGGGGACUUGGAAGCCUUCUCACAUGUAUAAGAUUAAAAUACAGAGAAUUUUAGCCCACUGCACCGGAAGCUUGAUUUCUCCGUACCACGUUUUAUCUGCCGCGCAUUGCUUUACCAACACUUCGAGACGGUAAUCCGCAUACUUCAGCCAUUAUUUCCUUUUAGAUACCACGUUCGACUGGGCUCAGAAAAUUCAGAAAAUGGCGGAGAGAUCUACAAAGUGAUGUGGAUCAGACAACAUCAUGAUUUCUAUCAAAAUUCGGUGAUAAUUGGCAAAGACAUAGCAGUCCUCACACUUCGUAAAAAAGUGAAAUUUGGACCGAAAGUCUAUCCAAUUUGUCUCUCAAACCGCGACAGAGCUAGCAGUCAUGAGUUAGUAACUGUGGCUGGAUUCGGAAGUACAGAAAAUGGUCGAAACGAUGUUCUAAAUGAAGUUAAAGUCGCUCUGAAUGACGUUAAAAAGUGUGAACGGUGAGACAACCUUAUGAAUUGCAGUCGGUUCGUAUACCCAGCAAAAUUCGUACUAUCGGUGUGUCGGGAAAAUAAUGUGCCUUGUCGCGUCUUGAAACCGACAAGCACCGCCUAGCGACAGCUAGACAUCCCUCCGACCAAUCCGCAUUAUUUUCCCGACAUAAGGGUAGGUGGGCUUCAAGUAUUUUCAGUGCCAUCAAGAUAUCCAAUUAUCGUUUGACGUUCAACCGCAGGGAAUUUUAUUGUGGCGGAAUGAAGGAUCAUGGAGUGUCAAAGGUAAACGGACAGUUAACUAUUGAAUGAACCGUUGUUUGCGAUUGGAAAAAAUGUCAUUUAGGGAGACAGCGGAGCUCCAUUGGUUGUCGAAGAGUCCGACAUUUUCUACCAAGUGGGUAUUGUCAGCAUACGCACCAGUUCGAAAUACGCAACGCAAAAGGACAAGUAUCCAGAUGGUUAUUUGCGCGUUGACCAAUUUUGCGAUUGGAUUGAAUACAAUACGAAAGGUUAUGUUGCUUGUAUGUAA
Bursaphelenchus xylophilus (pine wood nematode) is the source of this 1181-nucleotide messenger RNA. NCBI's taxonomy places the organism in Eukaryota, Metazoa, Nematoda, Chromadorea, Rhabditida, Aphelenchoididae. The record is from the annotation of a GenBank genome assembly.